Pteropus alecto (black flying fox) is the source of this 1201-nucleotide messenger RNA. RefSeq names its product GINS complex subunit 2 (gene GINS2). Gene Ontology annotation, biological process: double-strand break repair via break-induced replication; DNA replication. The transcript is spliced from 5 exons. Bases 94 to 651 code for a protein of 185 amino acids. The record is from RefSeq and is a predicted model, not a curated record. Gene Ontology annotation, cellular component: nucleus; GINS complex. Lineage: Eukaryota; Metazoa; Chordata; Mammalia; Chiroptera; Pteropodidae.
GUGGUGGCGGGAAAGCAGUGGUCAAAGCACCUCCUUGGGGACGCUGAGAGGCCGGAGGCGGCGGCGAGUCUCCGGUGGGCCGCUGGCGCCGGCAUGGACGCCGCCGAGGUGGAGUUUCUGGCUGAGAAGGAGCUGGUGACCAUUAUCCCGAACUUCAGUCUGGACAAGAUAUACCUCAUCGGGGGAGACCUGGGACCCUUUAACCCCGGCUUACCAGUGGAAGUGCCUCUGUGGCUGGCGAUUAACCUGAAACAAAGACAGAAGUGUCGGUUGCUUCCUCCAGAGUGGAUGGAUGUGGAAAAGUUGGAGAAAAUCAGGGAUCAUGAGCGAAAGGAAGAGACGUUUACCCUUAUGCCUAGUCCUUACUACAUGGAACUUACCAAACUUCUGUUAAAUCAUGCUUCAGACAAUAUCCCAAAAGCAGAUGAGAUCCGGACCCUGAUCAAGGAUGUGUGGGACACUCGCAUAGCCAAACUCCGGGUGUCCGCUGACAGAUUUGUGAGGCAGCAGGAGGUGCAUGCUGAGCUGGAUAACUUGACCUUGAUGGAGAUCAAUACCAGUGGGGCUUUCCUCACACAAGCGCUCAAUCACAUGUACAAACUCCGCACAAACCUUCAGCCUUCUGACAGUGCUCAGUCUCAGGACUUCUAGAGGAAGAACUUUGAUUUGUCAAGGCCUCCCAUCUGCUGGCAGGAGGCUUGCUGGGCCAUGUGCGAGUGCUCAGGACAUGACAGAGGUACUCAUGCUUCUGGAGUUCUAGAACCAUUUUUGAAUGUAAGAAAAAUGUGUAAUGAAGCAAGGAAUGGAUUCAUAACAUAGCUGGAAAGCAACGUUUGUGCUUAGUCCGUGAGAUAUCCUUUAAUUCCACAUCUGUCUCUAGAAGCCAGCUGUUCUUUUGUAGGAGAAGGAAAAGUUUUGGCAAACAAGUGAUUCUCCCUAGCAGAGCCUCAGGUCUCCUGUACGGAAGGAACUGUUAUGUGUGGGUGAAUGUUCAGUGAUGUUAGGUGUUACUUUGAAAAGAUACAGUAGGAGCGGUGAUGUGGCCUAGGGCUUUUUUCUUUCUUGAUCCUGAUGUCUUGGGCUAAACUUAGACUCUACAGAGGCUGGUCACACAGAGAAGGAUAGCAGAUGAGUGGCUAGUGAUGUUGACUGGUGUUGCUCAUGUAAGCCCUGAUACACAAUAAAGAUGGAAUCAACCCAA